GUGCCUUAUCUGUAACAUGUGGGAUUCUCUCUUCCUUUUCUGUGUCUUUGCCUUCUCUCCUUCUUCUUCUUCUUCUUUUUUUCCUGCCUCCUCUUUGUUCUGCUAGAUUCAAACCUAAGAAGAGCGCUUCCAUCUUCACCGUCGCCUCACUAACACCGCUCCUUUCUCCGGCUUUUACUCUCCUUUUUCAAAGUCACCGUCAUUCCACUAAACACGUUCUUUUACUCGCCCAGACCAACCAGCAACCUCUCCUCUACGGUGACACGGAAGAAACAGUGGUGCCCUAAUUACAGUGUUAUUUUGUAUUGUUUUUUUUUUUGUUUGUUUUGUUUGUUUUUUUGUUUAAUGAUGCCUAAGUAUUGUUAUUAAUAAUUAAAUCAAAGAUCUUGAAUCACAAUGACAACAUGUAAAGAGUGUGUGUUUGUUUGACCAUUUACUUUAAUUUACUUUCUACAUUUUAACAAAUGUCCUGGAAAAGUAAUUCUAGUAGUAAAUCUGUUUUAAGACAGUAAUCUAAAGCAAAGAUUUUCCAGGUUUAUAAUAAAGUAACUACGUGUAUUUGAUACGUUUAACACACGCAAAAUGCCUUUUACAUUGGUAAAUGCCUGAGUUGGAGCUAUUAAUCAUGCUUUGUGAAUUAAUAUUGGUUAUUUCAUGAUUUUUUUUAAUGUUUAUUUGCUUCUUACGGGGCCCAUGAAGGGACACGGUGGUGAAUAAACGUUUCAAAUAAUGUUUCAUAAAGGAGACAUGACGAACGUGAAAAUACCUAAUUAAACCAUUACAUUUUCUAUAACCAAUCCUGAAAUCCACAACCCCCGGAAUUCAUUAUUUCCAAGUGAACUUAAAGAAAAAAAAUUGAGCCAAAAGUCGCUCAUAAUACCCUUGAGCCUGUGGUGACAGCUGCUGCUGCCGUUGGUGGGGCGGAGUGAUACAUAGAUUGGGCGGAGCCCCGCAUGGAUUGCCCUACACGUCGCGUCACUUCGCAUCCGGCUGAUGUGACGCCCAAUAGAGAGCGCAGGAAAGAAAACACAAAAAAAAAAUGCUUUGAGCCGCCAGCCGUGUACGCCAUCUUAAACAUAAGCGGGGCUUUAAAUCAGGACAAAACAAGGAAACGGUCACUGAAUGAGAGAAGGCGACACCGCGUCUGGAGUGUCCUGGAGGUUUAGUCUUCUUUUUUUUGAGGGAACCAGGGCGUGGCUUCCGCCUUAUUGUCAAACUCUGUAAAGUCGUGAGGAAAUCAGCGGGCCACUGGUUAGCCUGUAGCUAGCUAGCGAGGGGGAGGGGCCGGGGGGCUUGACGAUUUUUUUUUUUUCAUAGCAGCCGAAGUUGUUUGUUUAUAUUAUUUCAGUUGGAUAUGUCCUCGGUGAACGCAGAGUUACUGGACCCAAAUCCGGGUAUGGGACCAAGUGGGUCCCAAGCAGGUGGUGGAGCUGUUGUGCCGAAAGGGAACAAUAAGAGACGAGCUCCCCCAGACUUUGACGAUGAUGACGGAAACGGAAAGUUGUUCAGGUGUGAUGACGAAACAGGUGGCUCCAACGACAAAGAGCGAUUUGCCAGGUUUUUGGAAGAAGAUCAGAGUUAUGCAGAUAAGGAAAAGCUAGCCAGAGAGAACCACAGCGAGAUUGAGAGACGGAGGCGGAACAAGAUGACGGCCUACAUCACAGAGCUGUCAGACAUGGUGCCCACAUGCAGCGCUCUAGCACGAAAACCAGACAAACUAACCAUCCUGCGAAUGGCAGUUUCCCAUAUGAAGUCACUGAGAGGAAGUGGCAACACCAGCGCGGAUGGCUCGUACAAACCGUCCUUCCUCACCGACCAGGAGCUGAAGCACCUCGUCCUGGAGGCAGCCGAUGGCUUCCUGUUUGUGGUGUCAUGUGAGACCGGUCGCGUUGUUUUUGUCUCUGAUUCAGUCACGCCCGUCCUCAACCAAGCACAGUCCGAUUGGCUCGGCUCUUCACUUUACGAUCAGCUCCACCCAGACGACACAGAGAAGCUCAGGGAGCAGCUCUCCACAGCAGAGAAUAACAACACAGGGAGGAUGUUAGACUUGAAGACAGGAACAGUGAAGAAGGAAAACCAGCAGUCUACAGCCAGGAUGACCAUGGGGGCACGACGGUCGUUCAUUUGCAGAAUGAGGUGCGGCACUUCAGUUGAACCAAUGGCCUCAAACAGACUGAACUUCCUUAGAAACAGAAACAGGAAUGGCUUGGGAGUGGCUAAAGAAGGGGAGCCCCAGUAUGUAGUGGUCCACUGUACAGGAUACAUCAAGUCGUGGCCCCCUGCAGGACUAUCACUAACAGAGAAUGAAGUGGACAACACUCAGGGUAGUCGCUACUGUUUAGUUGCCAUUGGAAGAUUACAGGUGAGCUUUUGCCCAGGUGACCUGGAUAUGAACAGCGUCAGCGUUCCAGUAGAGUUCAUCUCGCGCCAUAAUACUCUCGGCGUGUUCACCUUUGUAGACCACCGAUGCAUGGCCACGGUGGGCUACCUGCCACAGGAUUUACUUGGAAAGAAUGUUCUGGAGUAUUCUCACCCAGAAGACCAAGGCUUACUUAGAGACAGCUUCCAACAGGUGGUGAAGCUGAAAGGUCAGGUUUUGUCCGUCAUGUUUCGGUUCCGGGCCAAAUCAAGAGAGUGGAUCUGGAUCAGGACCAGCUCCUUCACCUUCCAGAACCCGUACUCCGAGGAGAUAGAGUACAUUAUCUGCACCAACGUCAACGUCAAAAACUCCGCUCAGGAUACCCUUACUCCCAUCUCCUCCCCAGGGGGCUUGUUGCCCCCGUCCUUGGGCCAGAACAGCCCGAGCAGCCCUCCUGUAGUGCUCAGCCCAGGGCAGGUAGCCAUCAGGCAGUUCCAGCAGCAGCAACAGGCCGAGCUGGAGGGAGGUGGCGCCAGAGACCGACUGUAUGAAUCAGGACCGAUCACCCUCCCCCAGAUACCAAACCAGCCGGUGCAGCCCAUCACAGCUGCAGGUCCAGACCACAGUAAGACCAUGGAGAAGCAAGAACUCUACUCUUCUAUCUUCCAAGGCCCAGAUCAGACCAAGGUCAUGGCCACCACCUCUACACCCUCACCACAGGUUUAUCCUCAGGCCAGCAACUUCCCUGCAGCCAGAGCCGGUGAUGCCUACAGCAGGCCGGUCGGCAUGACUCCACAGAUGGCACAGCCAGCUCAGUCAGCAGGACAGAUGUUGGCGCCGAUGUCUCGGCAGAAUGGACCCCCACAGCCAGUUACUCCCUCCAGCACUGGCGGCCCCCUCCACGGAGGACCAGCAGGAGGAUGGCCAGGAAGUGCAGCAGGAAGCAGACUCCAGUUUAACAACCAGCAGGUGGCUCCACAGGCAGCUAAGACUAUGUCCCCACCUUUUGCUCCCAUGGGUGGAUAUGGAGGAGGCUCCUCUAACUCCUUCAACCAGAUGCCGACAGGGGCCGCUCCCACCACCAGCAGUAACGCUGACUACCCACAACUCAACGCUCGCGCCAACAUCAACCCCAGUGGUUACGAUGGCUCUCAAUCUGGGGCUCAGUUUCCAUCCAGAGCAGCAGAGGCCGUGUGGCCUCAGUGGCAGGGCCCGCAGCACUCACAGAGCGGUGCAGAGCAGCAUCCCCACGCACAGGGCAACCAGCAGGACAUGUUUCCUGAUGUGUUGUCGUUGCUGGACCAGCCCGCCAACUUUAACAGUGACGACUUUGAGAUUCCCAUCUACCCUCCCUUUAAUGAGUGACCGGGGGCAAAUCUUCUCCUGGUUUUUUUCCCACCCUUUUUAUCCUCUUAGCCCUUGCUCUUUUUUUUUUUUCUCGGUCUGUAUGCGUUUUCGUCCUCCUCCUCCUGAGAGUAGCGCUCUUUCCCCUGCUUUGCAUGGCUUCCACUCCACAGCCACAGGCCGACGGAAGACAGGAGGGAUCUCUGUGCCUGCAGACACAUUCAGAGGAGGAAACUCAAGGAUCUGCUACUGAUGCAUAAAAAAAAAAAAUUUUUUUUUUGUUUAGAAUAUUCCAGCCAUUGUAGAAGCCAGCACUGCCCAAAGCCCAGUAACACGCUGUAGAUAUGUGAUAUAAAUAUAUACAUAAACAUAUAUAAAGAGAUAUAUUGAGGCGCACAAUCACAAAAUUGAAUCAGCCGCACGGUGGUGACACACUUUGGCGUUCUGACUUGCACAGAAGGCGAUCACGCGCACAACGGCAACAGGGGUUUUAAUAUGAUGGCGUUCUCGACCAUCGAUUGGUGGACUCACCCCCCGCCCCGCCCCGCCCCCUCCCUCAUACCAUGUGGACUAGUGGCUCCCAUCGUGACAGAGUCUCUCAGGUAAUUCUAAUGGUGUAGAGCGCACACUACCACACGCUUUCACUCUUUACUGACGACACUCGUUGUGUCCUUUUGAGGAACACACACGCACGCACACGCGCACACACCUGUGAUCUGUAUGGAAUAUUGUACUAACAAUACAGUGUUGGAACGACUUCCUUAAAUUGGGUCUGAAUGGAAAUGUACUAUAUAUAUAUAUAUAUAUAUAUAUAUAUAAGUAUCUGUUAUUCUGUGCUUACACAUACAUAUAUACACGAUGAUGUGUGUGUAUAUGUGUGUGUGUGUGUGUGUGUUGGAUGUCUAUGUUGUUAUCAAAUGUACGUACAAUCACAGGGUUUUUUGACUUGCUCUUCUCUGCUAUGACCUGUACAUGGUAUGGGUGUUUUCUACUGCUUUUAUAAAAGACAUAUUUAUAGAAACAAAAAAACUCACACAGCAAUAAUUAACAAGCAGGAAACGAGUACCGUAUUUUCCAGACUAUACGUUGUAUCAAUGAAGAAGGAAAAAAACAAAAAAAACAAAUGCAGCGCGGUCGUUACGAAUUUAUUUUCGGUAACUUUAUUGGUAUUUGUAUCUAUUUUCACCAGAAUCCAAGAACUAUUUACAUUUACUCAAAGUCCUGAAGAAGAAAAA
Molecule: messenger RNA, 4938 nt
Organism: Cynoglossus semilaevis (tongue sole)
Lineage: Eukaryota; Metazoa; Chordata; Actinopteri; Pleuronectiformes; Cynoglossidae
Gene: arnt
Product: aryl hydrocarbon receptor nuclear translocator
Exons: 21
Coding region: 1355-3724 (789 amino acids)
Biological process (GO): regulation of DNA-templated transcription
Cellular component (GO): transcription regulator complex; nucleus; cytoplasm
Molecular function (GO): protein dimerization activity; DNA-binding transcription factor activity
Source: RefSeq, a predicted model, not a curated record